UUCAUCUCAAUCAUGCUGUGAUGUUGUAAUUGCUGUGUUGUAGUUGUUGCUAUGGUGAUGUCAGUCAGAAUGGCUCCUCCUCUUCCUGUGAUCUUUCUCCUCAUGAUUCACAAUGUUUUCAGUGAAGGUUGGGGUGUGAGUUACAGUCCUUCACACAUCUGUUCACUAAAGACCUCAUCAGUGAUAAUGAGCUGCACUUAUACAUACCCUACUGGACAUAAGAUUGAGAAAGUGUUCUGGACCAAAAACCCUGUAAAGGGUAAAGAGACUCCAGAUCUGUCUGUGGAUCCUGAAUACAGUCAGAGGCUUCAGUAUCUGGGAGACAAACAGCAGAACUGCACCAUCAGACUGAGUCAUGUGACACAGAAGGACCAACACAUGUACUGUUUCAGAUUCAUCACUGAUAAACCUAAUGCCACAUGGCUUGGUGAACCAGGAGUGAAUCUCACUGUCACAGAUCUUCAGGUGGAGGCUCCUGAGAGAGUGACAGAGGGUCAUAAUGUCCGUCUGACAUGUAAAAGCAGCUGCACUCUGACUGACAGAGCAACAUUCAUCUGGUACAGAAACUCACAGCAAUUAACUGAGAGAAGAGACAGAAACAAUCAACUCCUGCUGCAGUCAGUCAGAAGAGAGGAUGCAGGCAGAUACAGCUGUGCUCUACAUGGACACACUUACAUCUCUCCUGCUGCUCAGCUCAAUGUCACCUAUCCACCAAAAAAUGUCUCAGUGUCCAUCAGUCCAUCUGUAAUAUUGGAGGGAGAUUCAGUGACUCUGAACUGCAGCAGUGAUUCAAACCCUCCUGCAGAAAUCAGCUGGUUUAAAGGAGGAAUGUUUGUAGGAUCUGGAAGAAUCUACAGCAUCUCAAAGAUCAGCUCUGAUCACAGUGAAGAAUACAAGUGUAGAUCCAGCAAUGAACAUGGAGAGAAAUACUCUGAUGCUGUGAUGCUGAAUGUGAUGUAUGCUCCAAGAAAUGUAGUGGUGUCUAUAAGUGGAUCAGGUGUAAUAUUGGAGGGAGAUUCAGUGACUCUGAUCUGCAGCAGUGAUUCAAACCCUCCUGCAGAAAUCAGCUGGUUUAAAGGAAGAAUGUUUGUAGGAUCUGGAGGAAUCUACAGCAUCUCAAACAUCAGAUCUGAUCACAGUGAAGAAUACAAGUGCAAGUCCAAAAAUAAACAUGGAGAGAAAUACUCUGUUGCUGUGACUUUAAACGUCACGUAUCCUCCCAGGAACGUCUCAGUGUCUAUAACUGGAUCAGGUGUAAUAGUGGAGGGAGAUUCAGUGACUCUGAUCUGCAGCAGUGAUUCAAACCCUCCUGCUCUGAACUUCAGCUGGUUUAAGGAGAAUCAAAGCUCAGCUGUUGGAUCUGGACAGAGUUUCAGUGCACUACAGAGUGGACGCUUCUACUGUGAGGCUCACAAUCAACAUGGAUCUCAGAGAUCAGACGCUGUUACUGUCACAGUUCAUCAUGGAGCUGGUAGGAAUAUGAUUGUGAUCGCAGCAACAUCUGGAGGAUUAUUCAUCACCAUCAUCAUCAUCAUCAUCAUAUGGUUUAUAAUGAAACAAAGGUGUGUUAAAACUGAAGAUAACAGAGUGAAACAGAUCUCUGAUCCUGACACAUAUACAGCUCUUGAGCUCAAGUCCACGACCUCUGACCUCUACGACACACUCACAACCGUUCGUCCCAGACCUCCUGAAGACUCUUGAUCCUAAACAUGAGAAUCCAUCAAUCAACAGGAAGACGCUGCAGUGAGAGGCGGAGCACAGAGGAACCAAUCCUUAGCUCUGUGGGUGGAGCCACAUAUGAUUGACAGCUGUCA
Molecule: messenger RNA, 1814 nt
Organism: Carassius auratus (goldfish)
Lineage: Eukaryota; Metazoa; Chordata; Actinopteri; Cypriniformes; Cyprinidae
Product: B-cell receptor CD22-like
Exons: 11
Coding region: 52-1701 (549 amino acids)
Source: RefSeq, a predicted model, not a curated record